Ostrinia nubilalis (European corn borer) is the source of this 2013-nucleotide messenger RNA. It is a transcript of the gene CSN1b, whose product is annotated as COP9 signalosome complex subunit 1. Lineage: Eukaryota; Metazoa; Arthropoda; Insecta; Lepidoptera; Crambidae. The transcript is spliced from 4 exons. The coding region runs from base 163 to 1611 and encodes 482 amino acids. The record is from RefSeq and is a predicted model, not a curated record. Gene Ontology annotation, cellular component: COP9 signalosome.
GUCGGUAAAAUAGUGGAAAUUAUUUACAAAUGGCAACUCAAUAGAUUCCUCGUCAAAAGAAAAAUGCCGCUGCCAAGAGGAAACGUAAUGAUAAAGGUUGGUUUUCUGCGUUGACAGUGGAGUUCGCGUAUUUUCUUUUGUAAGGCUACUUAGCAGGAUAAAAUGUUCGAAAUGAAUACGGCGGAACCUAUGCAGGUGGAUGUGCCGAUGGAAGACAACGAGAACAAUGAGACAGAAUGUUACGUUGUUGAGAAUCCCACUCUAGACCUGGAAACCUAUGCAGCUUCAUAUACUGGUUUUGCCAAAUUGUACAGACUCAUGUUUGUAGCAGACCACUGUCCCUCACUGAGAUUAGAAGCUCUGAAAAUGGCUAUUUCAUAUGUGAUGACCACCUACAAUGUGAGCUUAUAUCAAACACUUCACAAAAAGCUUGCGGAAGCUGUAGCUUCUGCUGGACUCCCUGAUGUUGCCCAAAUGGGAUCUCAAGACAUCCCUGUGCUUGACACAAUGUGGGUGGAAUCCAAAACCAAAAAGGCUGCCAUUAAAUUGGAAAAACUAGACACAGACCUCAAAAAUUAUAAAACCAACUCAAUAAAAGAAAGCAUCAGAAGAGGACAUGAUGAUUUAGGUGACCAUUACCUCGACUGUGGAGAUCUGACUGGUGCCCUGAAGUGCUACUCCAGAGCUAGAGAUUACUGUACAAGUGGAAAACACAUUAUCAUUAUGUGUCUGAAUGUAGUUAGAGUAUCAGUAUAUUUACAAAAUUGGGCACAUGUCCUCAACUAUGUGUCUAAAGCGGAGGGCACACCAGAUUUUAAUGAAGUCCCAGCAAAAGAUUCUAAUCAGUCCAUACUAACACGCUUAAAAUGUGCUGCUGGCCUGGCUGAAUUAGCAACGAAAAAGUAUAAAUCAGCUGCAAAACAUUUCUUAGCUGCCAGCAUUGACCACUGUGAUUAUUCAGAUCUGCUGACAAGUAACAAUGUUGCAGUCUAUGGGGGCCUGUGUGCGCUGGCAACAUUUGAUCGCUCUGAGUUACAAAAGCAAGUCAUAGUUAGCAGUUCUUUUAAAUUAUUCCUAGAACUAGAGCCGCAGUUGCGAGAUAUUAUUUUUAAAUUCUAUGAAUCUAAGUAUGCUUCUUGCCUGAGGUUACUGGAUGAAAUAAAGGACAAUCUCCUACUAGAUAUGUAUUUAGCACCACACUUAAACUCAUUGUAUAUGCAAAUCCGCAAUAGAGCACUGAUCCAGUACUUUAGCCCGUACUUGUCAGCAGACAUGAGGCUCAUGGCUGCUGCUUUCAACCGCACCGUCACUGCACUUGAAGACGAGCUGAUGCAGUUGAUACUUGAUGGACAAAUACAAGCUCGCAUUGAUUCACACAACAAAAUUUUGUAUGCUAAAGAUGUGGACCAGAGAAGCACUACUUUCGAAAAGAGUCUUGCAAUGGGGAAAGAAUAUCAACGGCGGACCUCCAUGCUGAUAUUACGUGCUGCUAUGCUCAAAAAUCAGAUCCAUGUCAAGAAUGUCGGCCGGGACAUCGGUCCGCAGAGCGGCGAAGCCCCGGGCUCCAGCACUAGCAUCCCCACACGCACCUUCGACACCGUGACUUUGUGAUGAAUUACUCAUUAUUCUAAUGAAAAUCGUCAAUGUGUUUGCGUGACAGUUUAAGUUGUAUUACCGGUGUCUAACUGCAUGCAAUACCAGAACACUAUGUUCAUUUUGUGAAUAUUAGCCACAACACUAUUGUAAUUGUCAUGCAAUAUUUUAAAGAACACUUUGUGUACUUUGAAACUCAUUUUUCUUUAUUAUUUAGUAAGGAUGAACAAAUGUGCUCAUGGCUUCAGUAAUUUAAUAAUUUAAAUAAACUGCUGAUGCAAUGGAAAUGUCUAUCAGCAAUCACAGAAAAUUGAACAGCUGGUGCAAACAUUAUUAACAUUGUUUAUACUGAAUUAUUCUAUGUAACCACAAAAUAUUAUGUCAACGUAAUUUUUAAUUAAAAAGUAAAGGCAUCAAAAA